Gryllus bimaculatus (two-spotted cricket) is the source of this 8673-nucleotide messenger RNA. Lineage: Eukaryota; Metazoa; Arthropoda; Insecta; Orthoptera; Gryllidae. The record is from the annotation of a GenBank genome assembly.
CCUCCGCCUCCGUCAACCACCCGCCGCGCUUCCUCAUCGACGGCCAGACGGAGAUCGUGCUGCGCCUCAAGGAGGGGCCCGACACCCCCGUCGGGUCGCUGAUCUACCGGCUGCGCGGCGCCGACCCCGACGGCGACCCGCUCACGUUCGGCGUGCGCGAGGCGGCGGGCGGCGGCAGCGAGGUGCUGCGCGUGGAGCGCGCCGGCCCCACCGAGGCCAACGUCUACCUGCGCAAGGAGCUCGACCGCGAGACGCAGGACGAGUACGCGGUGGUGCUGACGCUGACGGACGGGCACCUGGGCGACGGCAACUUCGUCACGCAGAGCCUGUUGCUGCUGGUGGAAGACGUGAACGACAACGCGCCCGCCUUCAAGCCCUACCAGCCCACGGUGGCGGUGCCCGAGGGCACGGCUCCCGGACGCACGCUCGCCACGCUCCACGCCACCGACCCCGACGAGGGCCCCUACGGCCAGGUUGUGUACUACCUCGAGGAGAUGGACGGCGAUGACAAGACGUUCGGCAUCUCAACUGUCAAUGGGAAAGGCGUCAUCCGAUUGCUCGGCGAGCUGGACUACGAGCGCAAGUUUCUGUACCAGCUGCGAGUGUUGGCUAUCGACAGAGCCAACAACGGAAGGGUGAACACGGGCACGGCGGCGCUGCUGGUGCAGGUGCAGGACGUGGAGGACCAGCCGCCCGUCUUCGUGGCCGUGUCGCCCGUCACCAGGGUGAGCGAAGACGCGCGGGUCGGCACUUCCGUCCUCCAAGUUAAAGCAAUUGAUGGUGACAGAGGAAUCAACAAUCCAGUCACAUAUUCUUUAGUGCCAGGUGCUCAAACAAGCUUUAACAUUGACCCGAAAACUGGAAUAAUUUUCACUCAGGAGAAACUGGAUCGAGAAAGUCCAGACAAUAGCAAUGGUGCAUAUAUUCUGAAGAUAAUUGCUCAAGAAAAUUCGAAAGUUGUGUCUCCACCUCCAACUGCUAGCACUGAAGUUACUAUUAUCAUUACAGAUAUAAAUGAUGAGAUUCCUACGUUUCGCAGUCCAUUUUAUGAAGCAGUAGUGAAUGAAAAUGCUCAAACUAACACACCCAUAACUUUUUUGAAAGGAGCAUUACCUCAAGUGUAUGAUCAUGAUCAGGGCAAUAAUGGAACUUUUCAAAUGUUUCUUGAUGGCGAUAAAGGAAUAUUCGAAGUGACACCUCCAAAAGGAAUCAAUGAAGCUUCUUUUUUAAUAAGAGUUAAAGAUCCAACGAAACUGGAUUUUGAGAAACUUACAUUUUUAAAUUUUUCAAUUAUUGCCAAAGAAAUGGUAUUGAACAAUCCAAAAUAUAGUUUGGUUCCUGUGACAGUUCACAUUAAAGAUAUGAAUGAUAAUUUUCCAGAGUUUACUCAACCGUAUUAUGAGGUAUCAGUUAGAGAAAAUGCUGAUGUUGGAACUACAGUUGCUUGGAUCCAAGCACUUGAUGAUGAUUCAGGAAAUUUUGGUACUCAAGGAAUUCGUUACACCAGUCUCGGAGGAAGCAUGUCUGAUUUACUUUCAUUAGAUCCAGUCACUGGUAUCAUUACGAUUAAGUCAACCGGCCCCUCUUUUGAUCGGGAAUUAGUUUCUCGGCACUAUUUGACUGUUGAAGCACGAGAUGAUUUAGGAAAUGGCAACAGAAAUUCAGUUCAACUGGUGGUAAAUAUUGAAGAUGUUAAUGACAAUCCACCAAUUUUCCUAAGGACUAAAUAUGAGGCUAGGCUAUUUGAAAACAGCAUUGACUUUGAAUCUCCAUUAUUACUUGAAGCACAUGAUAAUGAUUUAAAUGGAACUCAAAAUAGUAAAAUUCAGUUUAGAAUUGCAUCUGGUGAUCCAUUUGGUAAUUUCUCAAUUGAUCCAACGUUGGGAUUGAUGCAGCCUCUUACUCCAAUUGAUUUUGAACAGUUACUGCCACCAGGAAAAGUUGCUAUCACCAAUGUCCUUCCAUUAAACCUAGUUGUGUUGGCACAUGAUAUGGGUGAUCCCAGCCUGGCUUCUGAAGUUCCAGUUGUGAUUUAUGUUCAAGAUAUUAAUGAUCAUGCGCCUUUGUUUGAGCAUUCACAAUAUGCUCGAUCAAUCCAUGAAGAUAUGCUUGGAGGUAGCUCUAUCAUGCAGGUAAAGGCAUGGGACGAUGAUGGUUCCUCUCCUAAUAAUGUGGUUGUCUAUCGAAUUCAAGAAGGAGCUGAAGACAAAUUUGUGAUUGAUGCUGAAACUGGUGUGGUUAGUGUUGCACAUGGUGCAAAUCUUGAUCCAGAUCGGACAGAUCCUAAAACUACCAGAUACACUUUAAGAGUGGUUGCUCUUGAUGGAGGAAUAGGAGAGGAACAACUUCAGGCUUUAGCAAUUGUGAAUAUCUCUAUAAUAGAUGUGAACAACAAGGUUCCUGUUUUCUUGGAUCCAGGUGUUCUAAGAGUUAAAGAAAACACACAAGUUGGACAGUACAUUCACAAAAUUCAAGCUAUAGACCCAGAUGACAAACCAAUUCUUCGGUAUCGUCUAGAUGCAAGUAAUUCCGAAGCACGAAGUGAAGAAGGAACAUUAAUUAAAAGUUCAGAGUAUGAUUUUAUGAGUAUGUUUGAGUUAGAUCCUAUAAGUGGAUAUUUAAGAGUGGUAAAAAUUCUGGAUAGAGAAAGAGUUGAAACUAUACGCCUUGGUCUUACUGUUGAAGAUUUGGCUGCAGCAAAAGGCAAACAGGUUUCUAGUGCCAUAUUGACAAUUAUUAUAGAAGAUGAAAAUGAUAACAAUCCCAAAUUCAGAAGACCAUUUUACAGGAGAUCAGUAACUGAAAACAGUAAAAAUGGGGUAACCAUUAUUAAUAUAGUAGCGGAUGAUGCUGAUAAAAAUAGAACUAUAACAUAUUCCUUAGAAGGACCAAGAAGUACAGCAGAGUUUGUACACCUUGAUGAAGACACAGGAGAAGUUGUGGUUGCCAGCAAAAUAGAUCGAGAACAAACUCCUUGGUUGAAUUUCACUGUUCGAGCAACUGAUUCUGGUUUUCCACCACGUUCCAGUUUGGCAGAUGUAUUCAUCCAAAUACUUGAUGAAAAUGACAACAAUCCAUUUUUCAUUGGUGAUCUGAACAAUAUUACUGUUCGAGAAGAUGCUCCUGUUGGGACUGAAAUUGCAGUUAUAGAAGCUCAAGAUCCAGAUGUUGGCGAUUUUGGAAAAAUUACAUUCCUCUUAGAUCGCAUGUCAUCACAAGGAAAGUUCCAAAUCAAUGCUGAAACAGGAAUUUUAAGUGUAGCUGAUGUAUUGAACCGGGAGGAACAAAGUUCCUAUCUUUUGAUAAUUGAAGCCUGGGAUAACUAUCAGUUUGGUUAUGCAACUGGAGAGAGCAGAAAUGCCUUUAAGCAAAUUGGGGUUAAUGUUGUAGAUGUUAAUGAUGAAACACCUGUGUUUGAAAUUAUAUAUGGGUGUGUGACUGUGAAUGAAUUCCAUCCAGUUCGUGAAGUUGUAACUGCAAUUAAGGCUUCUGAUGCUGAUGACCCAAAUACUCCAAAUGGUCGAAUUAAAUUUUCAAUUAUAGAUGGUAAUGAACAAGGUAUGUUCAAAAUAGAAAAUAUUGAUUUUACAACUGCAAGAAUUGUUACUUUAAAAUCUCUGAAGAAGCUUUAUGGCAAUUACACCCUGAAGAUACAAGCUCAAGACUUAGGAAUACCUCCCAAUUCAGCUACAAUGGAUCUUGAAAUUUGUGUGACUGAUUUUAAUGACAAUGCACCUAGAUUUGUCAAUCCAACUCAUAAUAUAACUAUAAGAGUUCCUGAGAAUGCCACAAUAGGAAGCACAAUUAUUGAAGUCAAAGCAGAAGACGAUGAUAUAGGGCCUAAUGCUGCUAUUCGUUAUCGCCUCAAACCAGAUUCAACAAAUGGUUGGAAAACAUUCAGCAUAAAUGAUAAAACUGGUGUAGUGGUUUUAAAAGAACCACUUGAUAGGGAGAGACAGAAAAUUUACCAGGUGCGCGUAGAAGCCUAUGAUCUAGGAAUCCCAACAGCAUUGUCUUCAGAUUUAGAACUGACAAUUUAUGUCAGAAAUGUCAAUGACUAUGAACCUCAAUUUCUAGUUAAUGAAUUUUUUGUAAAUUUUACUGAACAUGCUGCUCCUAGCUCAGAAAAACGGCUUUUAGUCGAAACUGUUGACCGAGAUGAAGUAGAUGAAUUAGAUGAUCCUCCAACUCCUGUAUGUUACUAUAUUGUAAUUGGAAAUGAAAAUGAAUUAUUUAGUUUGGAUGCUGUUACACAUGAAUUAACAGUAAUGAGAGAACUUGACCGAGAACAACAAGAAAGGCAUGUUUUAGUGGUAAAAGCUACGGAAGACUGUUUAGAAAUUCCUACAAAUAUCAGUGCAUUUGAUCCUUCAGAUGACACACUAUUAAAAGUUAUCAUCCAAAUAUUGGACAUCAAUGAUAACCCACCUCAUUUUGUGAAAAAAGUAUUCACUGGGGGAGUGAGUACAGAUGCUGACUUUGGAACCGAAUUCAUGCAAGUGAAGGCAACAGAUGCAGAUGUUGGGGAAAAUGCAGUAGUGAAGUACUUCCAAAUAGGUCGAAUUCAGAAAUCUCUCACUGAAGGAUUGGAAAAUAUUCAAAAACCGCCAUUUCUUGUAAAUGAAAAUACAGGGGCUGUGGCCCUGAACUUUGAUCCACAGAAAGGAAUGAAAGGAUAUUUUGAUUUCAUGGUUUUAGCAAAUGAUACUGAUGGUCUGCAAGACAUGGCACGAGUGUAUAUAUAUCUACUUAGAGAAGACCAAAGAGUAAAAUUUGUACUUCGACAGCAACCAGCAGAAAUUCGUGAAAAGAUUGAUAUACUUCGGGAGGUAUUGAGCAAUGUCACCGGAGCUAUUGUGAAUGUAGACGAGUACAAAAUUCAUGAAAAUCAUGAUGGCUCUGUUGAUAAAACCAAAACUGAUCUGUAUAUUCAUCUAGUGAACCGUGAUGAUAAUUCAAUUAUGGAAGUGACUGAUGUACUUCGCUUGGUAGAUGAAAAUAUUGAACUUCUUGAUGCUCUCUUUAAGGAAUUCAAUGUUCUGGAUACCCAGCCAGCUGAAGCUUUGGCUCUUAAAGCUGACACGGAAGGACUAAUGAUGAUUUGGCUGGUGGGAACAACAAUAUUCCUUGGACUUUUACUAAUAUUAGUUCUGUCAAUAUGUCUUUCCCAAAGAGCUCGAUAUAAGAGACAACUCAAAGCUGCUACAGUUGCAGCAUUUGGAUCCAAUGAAUCCGGUUUGAAUCAUGCUACAGGAGGUCAAGUGCCCAACACCAAUAUGCACAGUGUGGAAGGAUCUAAUCCAAUGUGGAUGAGAGCAUAUGAAAAUGAAUGGUAUAAAGAAGAUGAAUCAGUCAGCACGUCUGAACGGGAUUCCUUGGAUGAAAAUGCAGUUGGUAAUGAGGAAGCUCGAACGAAUAUGGAAGGUAGUAAACCAUUUUGUAUAUACAACGGUGGAAGCUCCAACAACGUUUCCAACUUGCUACCUGAAGGAACAGCAGUAAAGGAAAGAAAUGAUUUGAACAGAAGUGUUAUAUACCAUGAAAACUUGUAUCAACAUCUUGAUAAAAUUAGUAAUCCUCUAAUUGCCAAAAAGCUAGAAACAACUGAGUUAUGAUUGAAAAGGUUGACUUUUUGAAAAGGAAAUAGCUUGACUAGUUUAAGAGUGAUUUUGAUAUAAUUUAAACUUAAGAGUUUAUUUCUAGAAGGUCAAUUAAUUUUUCAUUGAUAGUAAUUUAUUUAUACCAGAUUUAGAAUAUUGUACCAAAGAAUAGUAAUAAUGCUAAAUUAUUUAAGGAAAGAAAAGACAAAUUUUCAAAACAUUUUGACAGUUCUAACGUUUUAGGGGUUUUGAGUAAGAGUUUCCAAUUGUUCUCUAGUUUAAAAUUUGUAAUGAAAAUUAUUUCAAAAGCAGAAACAGUUUAUUGAGACAUUUUGAUUAUUUCUUUCAGUGAAUACAGGUUGUUUUUAUUUUGUGAGUGUAUACUUUUAACUCCAACAUAUGUAUCAGGAAUAUUGUGAUAAAUGAAAAAAUCAUUUAAAUAGGUCAUGAGAUGAAAAAAUACAGGAAAAAUUUUGUAAUUAAAGAAAACAUUCUUUAAUUACCUUGAAGAAAGAACAGAAAAAUAAUGUUACAAAUAAUGGAGGAAGGUAGAGACGUUUGACUGUUUAGGAGGUUUGAUCCACUUUCACAUUUCAAAAAUGGAUUUUAUUCAGACAUACUACUUUAUACCAGGAACUUUCCUAUUGCUUUUGUGUUCUUUACGUUUCUCCAAAACUGAAUGUAAGCAAAGCUUCUUGUCCUCAGUGGGUGCAAUUAAAUUUAGUGGCAGUUGUUUUCAGUUGUGAAAAGAAAUUUCAGUUGAUGGAAAAUCUUUGUAGCAAAUAUUUAGGUGUACCAGCUGUAGAGCUUUGCCCAGAAAUCGUGUAGCUUUCUUUAUUUUGGUUGGGAAUUGUAUUUGAGACUACUUUCAUUUCAGACAAGCGUAUUAUUUGGUGAGUUCUUAUUAUGUUAAAAAUAAAAGGGUUGGUAUGAAAGGCAUCUUACAGGUUGAUAGCUACUGAUCAUUUCACAAAAAAUGAUUUGAGAAUUUGAGUCAAAUCUCCCAUUGCAAGGGAAGUUUAUAAAUUUUUCCCUUUCAUGAAUAAAUGCUCAUAAAUCACUAUUGAACAGAAUCUUUUAUGAAAAAUGAUAUUGUUUCUUUAUUGUGUUUACCUACCACAGUUUGGAUAUGUUUGUUGUGAAAUAUUUAUGAAUAAUUUAAGACUAUUUUAGUUAAAAGCUCAAAAAGUCAAACCUCACCUUCAAACAUAGAUAGCAAAUACAAUGUCUUCUGCAUUUUUUUCUUAUAUAAUUUUGUUAUGUGCUAAGUCAAGUUUUGAGAAAGUCCAUUUUUUACUAGAAGCUAUUUGGAGAUGAACUUUGUUAAAAUGUAAAACAAUUUAGGAUGGCCCAAAAAUGUCCAAAAAGUCCUUUCGCCUUUAUCUUAGCUACUUAGAAUUAUUCUGGACAGGUCCUUUCACUGGGAGAAAGCUGGUCUUCCUGAAGUCUCCCCAAUUGUUGAAAUUCAUGGUUUCCAGAGUUGCAUUGCUAUCAACUGUUCUACUGAAAAUGCCAAUCUUUUUCAGUUUUGAAUAAAAAAUUUUCAGUUUAAUUUUCACUAUGUCACAAUGACAAAAGUACUCAGAGCCUCCUUUACUCUGAGGUAGCUCUUUGUGUUGAUUCCUUGAAAGAGAUGGCAGCUGCUGAUCAGGUUGUGGAGACUGAACAGGGUUUUAGGGGGUAGGGUAAAUCACAUUACUGUGGUUGAGUUCCAAUUAAGGUUUCACUGUCUGAGAGCUCAUUUCACGUUCAUAUAAAAGUUAUGUAAGGUCCAUAAUAUUAAAGACUUCUCUUUUUCUUAUUCUUUCAAGGUUCUUAAGAUUAUGCCACAUUUAUUUUUAAUUUAAAAAAAAUUCUAUCUAGCUCCCUGUCCUGAUGGAAUAUAAUUGCCUAUCAUAGAUGUCAAAAAUGAUCCUAGUUAAAAAGUUAUUUUCUUUCUUCCAAAGCUAUUGUGUUUGAAUUUAUUUUGAUCAUUUAAUUAAUUUAUCUAAGAUAUAGCUUUUAUUUGCUUAAGUAUAAUCAGUUAUAUAAGAAAAAUGAAUUAGUUUCUUUCUUUGGAUAAUUGGAUCCAAUCUUUCCACUCUUUGCCAAUGAUCAUCAUUUUUUAUUCAAUUACGUUUUGUUUCAACUACUUUCUACUGGUUUUGUUUCUACAACUUUGAACAAACUUUGCAAAAUAUUUUUGGACAUUUUUAUUCACUUUGUGAUUGAUAUGUACUUUAGUUGACAAUGUUAUGAUUGCCAUAAAUAUUAUUCUAUUUUCAUUUGACAUUAAAUGUUUGCAUACCUCAACUUGAAUACUUUGUUGUUUCUGAUUAUACAACGCUACAUCGCAUAGCAAAAAAUUGAAUAAAGUAAAAAAUCCAUUUUAAAAUUUUUUAAUGGAAGAUACUCUUUGAAUAUUUGUGAAAAAUAUAAAGAUGAGUUGAAUUUUUGUACAAAAUAGUAAGAAAUAAAAUGCAGAAAGAAAAAUGUUUAAAUUAAAAUUAUUACAGUUUUUAGAACUCCUGGUACACAGAUUUAAGAUAUAAUUAUAUUAAAUGAUGUUCAACUUAUUAACAUUUAAUAUUUUGUCCACUAAUUACUAUUUCAUCUUAAGUUGAACAAAAUAUUUUUCAUUUCGCUUCAAAUAAUUUCAAAAUGAAAAUAAUGAAACAAAUUUGUUUUAUAUGUACCAAGAAUUCUGAUUAAGCAAUUUUGUUGAAUUACUGUUUAAGUAAAAAGAGGGUACAAUAUAUAUACAAAGGCCAGACAGUAGAAAGUUUGAGGCAUUGUGUAUACUUUACAUCAAAAACAUUCAGUAUUGUAAAUAAUGUAUAUAAACUCGGUACUGAACUGUGUGCAAGUUUUCUUAUUGAGCCUUUUUUUGUAUAAAAAGAUUUUCCAUAAGGUAGGAUGUCUAAGAGUGAUACCAGUGCAUUUACUUUUAUGAGUUGUGAUAUGUAAAUAUAUGUGAGAGACCUGAUAGCUAUAUAAUAGUAUCUUGUGUCAUUUGAUUGUGUUUCAUUGAUACAUCGAACAUUGUACACUUUAAUCAAUAUUUUUACAAAGUAACUUUUAUAAAAUAAAUUAA